CAGAAGAGUGGAGCGCACUCAGCCCAGUGGAGGCUGAUGGACUCGCUGCGCAUUUCCCCUGCUAACAAGUGUAUACAGGACAAAACACCAGCAUUAUGUAAUUGGAGAGCGUCGUCUGCACUACUAAAAAGCCUCAAUAUUAAUAAGACGUCCGCAUUUACAUGACGACCAAAAAGAGGCAGUCUGAAUUGCUGCAGGCAAGGGAAUUGAUAGCUUACCCCUGAGCGGACUAAGAUAAUUGUAAGAAAUCUUGGCAGUAUGUGUUCUGACACGUACUGAAAUCUUGACAUUCAGCACCGCACACCUUCAAACUGCAUGACAUCGUUGUCUCAUGGUCUGUUAUUAAGGAAUUUGCAACAACGAAGACUGCUUGGCACACAUUUUAUUUUCAAGGAUAUUGAGGGUGUGAGUGCGUGAAAUUUCACUCACCAUCAUCACGGACGGACAACGCGGUGUGCAAGUUUGGAUGUCUCUUGUGGAAGUUGUUCUGCGGCUCCGGACAACGGGACUGUUCAGUUAGUUCCACCAGGUAGAGCCGAAUGGGGCUAAGUGGACAGACAGACAGAAAUACAGACGGAUAGACAGAGGGACAGACUUACCAACGGCGUAAACCGGAGUGGAAUAUCCCAAAGCGAGCGUCUCAGGAGAGAAGGACACAGUAUGCAGGCAGCAUGGAACAGGUGAAGGAGCAGCAGCCUUUCUGCUCACUCUCCAAGAGCCAGAGAGACCGAGAGAGAGACCGUGAAAGGGAGAGGGAUCGGGAACGGCGUUACACCGCAUCAUCGACAGACCAAGAAGGGGCCUGCCGUGUGCCAACCCAGAAGUCCUACAGCUCUAGCGAGACGCUGCAGGCCUACGACCAUGACCCCGCCCGGCUGCUGUUCUCAGGCCGAGUCAAGGAGAUGGCCCACCAGGAGACCAAUGACUACAGCAGGCCAGGACAGGCCUUCUCGCUGAGGCAACUUGGAAUAUGUGAGGCCUCCACACGCAGAGGCCUGGCCCUCUGCCCUGAAACGGGCCUCUCGCACCCCCUUGGUAGCUACUCCAGAGGAACAGUCCCCACAGAGAAUAAUGAGCCCACGUCCCCGGAACGUACCAUGGCUCUCUGGGGCAGGGGUGCCAAGUCAGGCCAAAGCUCAUGCCUGUCUAGUCGCUCCAACUCGGCUCUUACCCUGACAGACACCAAAAUGGACAAUAAGUCGGACAACGAAAUUGGAGCCCAACUGUCGAGUCAACAAGGCCCGCCUCCUCUACCACCAGCCCCUCCCCCUCACCACAAACACCACCCGUCCAUUACGUCGUUGAGCCGCGGCUCGCUGGCCAAUCAGAGGAGCCUAAGCCCUCCCCCCUCGGCUGGCCUGGUGGCCGAGUUGCAGAGCGCAGCGGAAUGUGUCCAGCUGCAGGACAGCUGGGUMCUGGGCAGCAAUGUGGCMCUGGAGAGCAGACACUUCCUCUUUAAGACGGGCACAGGAACAACCCCUUUCUUCGGCACGGCAACCCCAGGUUACACCAUGGCAACUGGGGCGGUGUACUCCACCCCGGCACGUCCCCUACCCAGAAACACCCUCUCCAGAGGGGCUUUCAAGUUCAAGAAGUCACCCAAGCACUGCUCCUGGAGGUGCACCGCCCUGAGCGCAGUGGGCAUGGCUGUCCUGCUUUCAAUCAUGCUCUGCUACUGUAUAGCAAUGCACUUUUUCGGGCUCAACUGGCAACUUCAAGAAACGGAAAACAAACCAGCGGUUGAGAAUGGAGGGGGGAAGGCUUUGCCCACUCAACCAAGCAUAGUGACAGUACUCUCAGUUGACUAUGGCAGGACUGGUGCGGUCCAUCAGGAGAACAACUCCAUUGACACCGGGCAAGUGGAAGUGGGCCGAAGGGUAGGUCAGGGAAUACCGCCUGGGGUGUUCUGGCGCUCUCAGCUGGCUAUGGAGCAGCCACGCUUCCUCAAGUUCAACAUCUCUGUUCAGAAGAAUGCACUGGUUGGGGCCUACGGGAGGAAGGGUCUCCCACCAUCUCACACACAGUAUGACUUUGUGGAGCUGCUGGAUGGCAGCAGGCUCAUCGCCAAAGAGAGGUGGGCUCCCACGGCGCAGGAGACCAGGGGGCGGAUGGAGCGCCAGGUCAGCCUCCACCAAGCUGGCUUCAUCCAGUAUCUGGACUCUGGGGUGUGGCAUCUGGCUUUCUACAAUGAUGGGAAGAGCCUGGAGACAGUAUCAUACAACACCAUCAUCCAGGAGUCGGUUAUGGAGUGCUCACACAACUGUUAUGGGAAUGGAGAGUGUGUGACCGGCUCCUGCCAUUGUUUCCCAGGGUUCAUUGGGCCAUACUGCUCAAGAGCUGCCUGUCCCGUCCUAUGCAGUGGAAAUGGCCAGUACACCAGGGGGCGCUGUCAGUGCUACAGUGGAUGGAAGGGCACGGAGUGUGACGUGCCUACUACCCAGUGUGUAGACCCCCAAUGUGGAGGCCAUGGGAUUUGUGUGACGGGCAACUGUGUGUGUAAUGCUGGCCACAAGGGAAGCAACUGUCAACAAGCGGACUGUCUGGAUCCGACYUGCUCGGGCCACGGAGCCUGCCACCACGGUGAAUGCCACUGUAACCCGGGCUGGGGCGGAAUCGGCUGUGAGAUCCUGAAGAGCACGUGUCCUGAACAGUGCUCCAGCCACGGAACCUUCCACACCGAGACAGGCACCUGUGUCUGUGAGGCUAACUGGACAGGCUCCGACUGCUCUUUAGAGGUGUGCACUGUGGCCUGCGGCCCCCAUGGAGUGUGUGUCAGUGGGACCUGUCACUGCGAGGAGGGAUGGGCAGGCUCAGAGUGCGACCAGAGGGACUGUCACCCACGCUGUACAGAUCACGGUGUCUGCCGAGAGGGCAAAUGUGACUGUCACCAGGGCUGGACCGGAGAGCACUGCACCAUUGAUGGGUGCCCUGGGUUGUGCAACAGCAAUGGGAGGUGCAUUCUGGACCAAGCCGGGUGGCGCUGCAUCUGCCAAUCAGGAUGGAGAGGGCUAGGAUGUGACGUUGCCACAGAGACCCUCUGCUCAGAUGGAAAGGACAAUGAGGGGGAUGGACUGGUGGACUGCAUGGACCCAGACUGCUGUUCACAGAGCUCCUGCCAGGACCAGGCCUACUGCCGUGGAUCCCCAGACCCCACAAGCAUUGUGGGCCAAGGUCAAGGGUCAUCCUCCUCUUCGUUGGACCCCAGGGGCUUCUACGCGCACGUCAGUUUCCUGGUUAGGCCUGGUGGUAGUCACGUGAUACCUGGUGACAACCCUUUCAACAGCAGCCUGGCGUCAAUCAUCCGGGGUCAGGUGCUGACGGGAGACGGGACACCCCUGAUUGGAGUCAAUGUGUCCUUCCGGGACUACCCAGAGUACGGCUACACCGUCACGCGCCAGGACGGCAUGUUUGACCUGUUGGCCAAUGGCGGUGCCUCGCUGACGCUGAGUUUGGAGCGWGCCCCUUUUCCCACACUGCACCGCACUGUGUGGUUACCCUGGAAGGUGUUCCACGUGAUGGACACUGUGGUGAUGAAGAGGGAGGACAACGAUAUCCCCAGCUGUUACCUCAGCGGCCUGCUCAGGCCCAGCCCCCUCAUCCUGGCCUCGCCCCUGUCCACUUUCUACAGGAGUUCCCCCGAGAACAGCCCCAUCAUCCCUGAGACCCAGGUCCUACACGAGGAAGUGGCCAUACCUGGAAGUGACCUCAAUCUGGUUUACCUGAGCUCCCGCACGUCCGGCUACAAGCCCAUCCUCAAGGUCCUCAUGACCCAGGAACGACUCCCAUUCGGACUCAUGAAGGUCCAUCUGAUGAUUGCUGUCAUGGGCAGACUGUUCCAGAAAUCGUUCCCUGCUUUUCCCGACCUCUCGUACACCUUUGUCUGGGACAAGACAGACGCCUACAACCAGAAGGUCUGCGGCUUGUCAGAGGCUGUAGUGUCUGUGGGAUAUGAGUAUGAAUCAUGUCUAGAUAUGAUCCUCUGGGAGAAGAGGACAGCCAUUAUACAAGGUUAUGAACUGGAUGCCUCUAACAUGGGGGGAUGGAUGCUGGACAAGCACCAUGUAUUGGACAUUCAAAAUGGCAUCCUCUACAAAGGCAGCGGUGAGAACCAGUUCAUCUCGCUGCAGCCUCCCGUCAUCUCUACAGUGAUGGGGAACGGUCGGCGCCGCAGCAUCUCGUGCCCCAGCUGCAACGGGCAGGCCCUGGGCAACAAGUUGCUGGCGCCCGUGGCCCUGGCGUGGGGCAUCGACGGCAGCCUCUACGUGGGCGAUUUCAACUACAUCAGACGCAUCUACCCAUCGGGCAAUGUCACCAGCGUCAUGGAGCUCAGUAACAACCCUGCUCACCGCUAUUACCUGGCCACCGACCCAGUGACUGGGAAGCUGUAUGUGUCCGACACCAACUCGCGGAGGAUCUACCGGCCCAAGGUCCUGACUGGGAUCAAGGAACUGCAGAGUAACGCGGAGGUGGUGGCAGGGACCGGGGAGCACUGUCUGCCCUUUGACGAGACCCACUGUGGGGAUGGGGGCAAGGCCACGGAGGCCCUGCUCACUGGGCCAAAAGGUAUCGCUGUGGACAAGAAUGGACUGAUAUAUUUUGUGGACGGUACCACGAUCCGGAGAGUUGACCAAAGCGGCAUCAUAUCCACACUCCUGGGCUCCAAUGACCUCACGUCGGCACGCCCCCUGACCUGUGACAUCAGCAUGGACAUCAAUCAGGUGCUCCUGGAGUGGCCUACCGACCUUGCGGUCAGCCCCAUGGAUAACUCCCUGUACGUCCUGGACAACAAUGUGGUCCUACGAAUCACUGAGAACGGCCAGGUCAGCAUUGCAGCAGGCCGGCCCAUUCACUGCCCUUUGGCCGGGAUGGACCGUGGAGGUCAAAGGGCAGCACUGACACCCCUGGAGUCUGCCGUGGCCAUCGCCGUGUCCUACCACGGCGCCAUCUUCAUCGCCGAAACUGACGAGCGGAAGCUGAGCCGAAUCCGAACUGUAUCCGUCGAUGGUGAAAUAACCCAUCUGGUGGGGUCGCCGUCCGACUGCGAUUGUAAGAACGAUGUUAACUGCGAUUGUUACCAGAUGGGUGAUGGAUACGCCAAAGACGCCCGUCUCAACGCACCGUCCUCUCUUGUCGUGGCGCCCGAUGGCACCCUGUAUAUGGCAGACCUGGGCAACAUCCGCAUCCGGGCGGUCGGUAGGAACGGGCCUGCGUUGACCUCCAACGCCAACACCUUCGAGGUGGCGUCGCCGGACGCCCAGGAAGUGUACGUCUUUGACACCAAUGGUACCCACCAACACACCGCCAGCCUCAUGACGGGUGACAUCAAAUACACCUUCAGUUACAGCACGGAGAACGACGUUACUGCCAUGACCGAUAGCAACGGAAACACCCUGAGAAUCCGCCGCGACCCUAACCGCAUGCCUGUGCGCAUAGUCGCCCCUGACAACCAGGUCAUCUGGCUGACCAUGGGGACCAACAGUGGGCUGAAGACCUUGAUGGCUCAGGGCCAGGAACUGGUGCUGCUCACCUACCAUGGUAACACUGGCCUGCUGGCUACCAAGACCUCUGAAAUCGGCUGGACCACAUUCUACGACUAUGACAGCGAAGGCAGGCUAAUGAACGUGACGUUCCCCACCGGAACAGUGAACAACCUGUACACCGACAUCUACAGGGCCUUGACCGUGGACAUUGAGAGCUCCUUGACUGAAGAGGAAAUUAGCAUUACCACCAAUACCUCCACCAUUCGUGCCUUCUAUACAUUGGCUCAGGAUCAAUGUAGAAGCAGUUAUCAGGUUGGCUAUGAUAACUCUCUGAGGAUCACCUAUGCCAACGGAAUGGACACCCACUACCAGACUGAGCCCCACAUCCUGGCGGGCACUGCCAACCCCACCGUGGCACGGCGUAACAUGAGUUUGCCAGGGGAGAGUGGGCAGAAUCUGGUUGAGUGGCGCUUCCGCAAGGAGCAAACCAGGGGCAAAGUCAUUGUUUUUGGGCGCAAGCUAAGGGUGAAUGGACGGAACAUUCUGUCGGUUGAUUACGACCGUACGCUGAGGAUGGAGAAGAUUUACGAUGACCACAGGAAGUUCCUGCUGAAGAUUAUCUAUGACGGCGCGGGCCACCCUGUGCUGUGGGUACCCAGCAGUAAGCUGCUUCCCGUGAAUGUCAGCCGGAGCAGCAACGGUCAGAUCAGUGCCCUCCAGAGGGGGCAGACCAGCGAGCGGUUGGAGUACGACGCUCAGGGACGAGUCGUGUCCAGAUUGUUUGCUGACGGGAAGACGUGGAGUUACACAUACCUGGACAAGUCGAUGGUGCUCCUGCUCCACAGCCAGCGUCAGUACAUCUUCGACUUUGACUCUCAGGACCGGCUAUCUGCCGUCACCAUGCCCAGUGUGGCCCGCUACACCAUGAACACAGUCCGUUCAGUGGGCUACUACCGCAACAUCUUCCACCCGCCUGAGAGCAACGCUUCUGUAGCAGUGGACUACAGCGAGGACGGCCUCCUGCAGCGAGUGGUGCACUUGGGCACGGGCCGCCGGAUCCUGUACAAGUACCGACGGCAGAACAAGCUAGCCGAAGUCCUGUAUGACAGCACGCGGGUCAGCUUCACGUACGACGAGAUGGCAGGCGUGCUGAAAACGGUCAACCUGCAGAGCGAGGGCUUCAUCUGUUCAAUCCGUUACCGCCAAGUGGGCCCCCUGGUGGACCGGCAGAUCUUCCGCUUCAGCGAGGACGGCAUGGUCAACGCCCGCUUUGACUACACCUACGACAGCAGCCUGCGCGUCACCAGCGUGCAAGGCGUCAUCAACGAGACGCCGCUGCCCAUCGACCUCUACCAGUUUGACGACAUCUCCGGCAAGGUAGAGCAGUUCGGCAAGUUUGGCGUCAUCUACUAUGACAUCAACCAGAUCAUCUCCACGGCCGUCAUGACCUACACCAAGCACUUUGACGCCCACGGCCGGAUCAAGGAGAUUCAGUACGAGAUCUUCCGAUCCCUUAUGUACUGGAUCACCUUCCAGUACGAUGACGUGGGACGAUGCACCAAGAGGGAAAUCAAGAUUGGGCCGUUCGCCAACACCACCAAGUACGGCUAUGAGUACGACGUAGAUGGCCAGCUCCAGACGGUCUACCUCAACGACAAGGUCAUGUGGCGCUACACCUACGACCUGAACGGCAACCUCCACCUACUGAACCCAGGCAACAGCGCCCGCCUGCUCCCCCUGCGCUACGACCUCCGCGACCGCAUCACCCGCCUGGGAGACGUGCAGUACCGCAUGGACGAGGACGGCUUCCUCCGCCAGCGAGGUUCCGAGAUCUUCGACUACAACUCCAAGGGCCUCCUGGUACGCGUAUACAGCAAGGGCAACAGCUGGACCAUCCAAUACCGCUACGACGGCCUGGGCCGGAGGGUGUCUAACAAGAACAGCCUGGGGCAGCAUCUGCAGUACUUCUAUGCAGACCUGAGCUACCCCAGCAGGAUCACCCACAUCUACAACCACUCCAGCUCUGAGAUCACCUCCCUGUACUAUGACCUGCAGGGACACCUGUUUGCCCAGGAGAUCAGCAGCGGAGAGGAGUACUACAUUGCCUGUGACAACACCGGAACCCCUCUGGCUGUAUUCACCAGCAAUGGCCUCCUGAUCAAGCAGGUCCAGUACACGGCGUAUGGGGAGAUCUACUUUGACUCCAACCCGGACUUUCAACUGGUGCUGGGGUUCCACGGGGGGCUCUAUGACCCACUGACCAAAUUGUUGCAUUUUGGUGAGAGGGACUAUGACAUUAUGCCCGGCAGGUGGACUGUGCCUGACAUCAACACAUGGAAACGAGUGGGGAAAGAGCCAGGUCCUUUUAAUCUCUACAUGUUCAGRAACAACAACCCCAUCAGCAAAGUACAUGAAGUGAGAGAGUAUGUCGCAGAUGUUAAUAGCUGGCUGGUGACCUUUGGGUUCCAUCUACACAACACCAUUCCUGGCUACCCAGUCCCAAAGUUUGAUCUGACCCACCCAUCUUAUGAACUGAAGAAGAGCCAGCUCUGGGAUGAUUUACCGUCCAUCUCUGGGGUCCAGCAGGAAGUUACCAGACAGGCGCAUGCCCUCCUAACAUUUCAGCGGCUGCCGGAGGUCAAUGCGGGCCGAGGCCGCCGAGGCGAGAAACCUUGGUUAUGGUUUUCAGCCGCCCAGUCCCCUAUCGGUAGGGCCGUCAUGUUCGCCAUCUACAAGGGCACCGCCCACACUCACACGCUCAACGUAGCCAACGAGGACUGCAUCAAGGUGGCCACCGUCCUCAACAAUGCCUUCUACCUUGAAGACCUGCACUUCACUGUGGAAGGCUGCGACACUCACUACUUCGUCAAGCCCGGCCUGCCCGACGGCGACUUGGCCACGCUGCGCCUCACCAGCGGCCACAAGACCCUGGAGAACGGCGUCAAUGUCAGCGUGUCCCAGUCCACCACGGUCAUGGACAGCCGGACUCGGCGCUUCGCAGAUGUGGAGUUGCGGCGUGGGGUGCUUGCGCUGCAUGUGCGCUAUGGCUCCACGGUGGACGAGGAGAAGGCCCGCGUGCUUGAGUUGGCCCGCCAGAGGGCGUUAGUGAGUGUGUGGGCCAGGGAACAGCAGAGGGUGCGCGAUGGCGAGGAGGGCGUCCGCCCAUGGACAGAGGGAGAGAAGAGGCAGCUCCUGAGCAAUGGGAAAGUGCUAGGGUACGACGGGUACUACGCACUUUCCAUUGAGCAAUAUCCGGAGUUAGCGGACAGCGCUAAUAACAUUCAGUUCCUACGGCAAAGUGAAAUAGGGAAAAGGUAACUAACUAUUGUGCACUUGCUGCCAAAGAGACUUUGAAUGGCCUGUUUCAAUAGAGGUGUGGCGACGGUGGGAACGAAAGCAACAAUAGUGGCAUGGCCAAAGAUUAAAUAUAGCUAUGUCCGAKUGGGAGGUGUGUUUUUGUAAAUCAUAUGGGAUCGAAAGCAAUGCUGUGCAAUGCUGUUUAACAGGGGACUACUACAGAGUAAAUGUAUAACUACGCCAAACCUUAAUAUGGGCAGUGACAAGAUGUACCUCUGUAGCACAAACUGAUUGGACUGUGGACUCUCAACCAGGAGCCAGGAGAAAUAGUAGUGUUUUGGGAAAUAUUUAGUCUUUUUUUUGUCUCUGUUUUUUACUAAGUGUUGUCUGCUUAAAAUUAAAAUAAAGUAUUUAAAGGUGAAAUGAAAUGUUUACAUACGCAUAUAUCUGCACUUCUCUGGAAAUAUGAUGUAUGAAUUUUUACUCUUCAAUAGGCAAUGUCCAUUACCAGAUGUUUGUCUUGAAUCAAUGACCUUUCAGUUUGAGGCUUCGUCUCACUCAGUGACCAUCACACCUAACAUGUCGGAAUUGAGAAGCACUCCACUCCCCUUUGUGUUGCUUUUAAAAAGGACAUCAUAACAAGUUACAUGUUUUAAUACCCAAAAUAUUUGUUUUGUGUAUCCGCCUUGGUAGGAGAUCAGGGCAAAAUAUGUAUGAAUGAAGUCUGGYACAGAUACUUGUCUUGUCCAAGCACAGGAACACCAUGUUUUGUAAAUUAUGAGUUUUAUUGUUUUCUAUGAAAUUGAUUAACAGUCCAUUGAUGAUUAUAACAAGUAAUUUAUGUUGUGUUUAUACCUUGUAAAUAAAAUCUAAAACCUUUUUUUAA
This is a messenger RNA of Salvelinus sp. IW2-2015, 9663 nucleotides long. The record is from RefSeq and is a predicted model, not a curated record. Lineage: Eukaryota; Metazoa; Chordata; Actinopteri; Salmoniformes; Salmonidae.